Messenger RNA from Phaethon lepturus (White-tailed tropicbird), 2471 nucleotides. RefSeq names its product BRCA1-associated ATM activator 1 (gene BRAT1). The transcript has 12 exons. The record is from RefSeq and is a predicted model, not a curated record. Gene Ontology annotation, cellular component: nucleus. The annotation marks the transcript as partial. Gene Ontology annotation, biological process: positive regulation of protein phosphorylation; DNA damage response; cell population proliferation. Lineage: Eukaryota; Metazoa; Chordata; Aves; Phaethontiformes; Phaethontidae.
GCAAGCACCUUAGAGUUACGAGUGAGGACAGAAGUCCUGGCAGUGACCCUCUGUUUUCUGGUCUCUUCUCCGGCAACACCCGGUCGCCAGAUCCUACCCUGAAGCUGGUGCAGGACAACCCCUGUCUGACAGAGUUCAUCACCUGCGUGCUGGCACUGCCAGAGCCCAGCCCGAGCAUCCUCUCCUUUACUCUGCGCUUAGCUGGGAUACUCGCCGCUUCUGAAAACCGCUUCCAACACCUGCAGCAGGAGAAGCUGUUGGCCAGGCUCUUUGGCAGGGAUGGGCCUCUGACGAGCGCAGUGUGGGAAGAUGCAUCUGUGCGAAGUGGCUGGGUGGAGGGUGUGCACAGCAUGAUGCAUCCCCAGCCUGCCCUCCACUUCCUCUGCAAUGGUGGAGGCAUAGAUGUGAUCUUCACUCUGCAAGGGGAUCCCAGCCUGUUUGUGGCUUCAGCUGCCAGUCAGCUUCUGGUGCACAUGCUCACCCUCUCUGUAGAGUCUGAAACGACUAAACCUGUCAGUACAAAGGACUGUGACUGGCCAGCGUGUGCCCAAAUGAUUAUAAAGCGUAUAGAAGAUUCCCUUCAGUCCAGCUCUGCCUCUCACAUCGAGCAGUCAUUAAAACUGUUAACUAGCUUGUUUGGCAGUUGUCGUGCUACGUGGACUGAAGUACUUUGGUUAGGCAUAGCAAAGCAAAUAGAAUCCUUUUUGACGGAAGAGACUGUUCAAGCAGAGCACAUGCUGGCGAAUCUUUUGCUUAACAUGGCAUGGUCCCCUGUGUUUUGUGACAGUGAAGGCAGUUUUUGGACAUUAGUGACUUCUGCUCUGGAACACUUAACCCCAGUACAAGUGGGUCCUUUGGCAGUGGGAAUUCUGAGGCUCUACAAAUGCCCACAAGAUGUGAGGAUUCAGGCACUGACUGUUCUACUUCAGCCAAUGGACUGUAUUUUGAGAGCAGCCUCCCAGCCUCUGGAAUAUGCAGGUUUGCUGGAUGUGUCUGUUAGUGAUCCCGCCACUGUUGAAAGUCUUCUGUCCUCCAAGUCAUCUUGUAUUAGUCUUCUGUGUCAGACCCUUGCUCAUCUGGAGGAGCUGCUGUCUCUGAUUCGUUUGCCAGUGGAUUUGCCCUAUACAUCUUUGCUACGCUCUCUCAUGACAAUAUUACAAUUCUGCAAUGGCUUCCUGAGUCCAGCUUCUCCUCUGGGAAGGACAAUAAGCAGAAUCUUGAUCAAUUGCUUCAGAGUACAAAGGUCAGCUCUUGAUGUCCUAGCAGCACUCUCGGAGCGAAAAGGCUGUGACACGCUCAUAGGAAGUCUAUUUGAUGUCCUUCUGGCAUACCUGGAGAGUCCGAACACCAACCCUACUGUUCUAAAGAAGACAUUUCAAGCUACAUCCAAGUGGUUGGUACGCUUGCAGGAACUGUCCUGCUCCAACAGUCAGUGGCAACAAAUGGAGAAGAUUUUGGAAGAUGUGUUUCUGCUGCUGCAGAAGCGUUUGUGCAGUCCUUGCUGGGAAGUAAGAGAUUCUUCUCUGGAGUUCCUCACUGUCCUCAUUAAAUGCUUGAGAGACCAGGAUGAGUUCAGGCAGUCUCUCCUGUCUUCAGAGGUGCUGAGGCUUACAGAAAAUCUUCUUGAGGAUCCAGAAAGCUAUGUGCGAGCUAGUGCUGUGACUGCUAUGGGACACUUGGCCUUCAUUACCUACUUUGCUCCAGAGUCACCUGUCACAGGGAAUCAGUAUAAUAAAGAGAACACUGUAGCAAAGCUUCAAGAAAUCUUGUCAAUGGACCCAGAGGGCUUUCCUAGGAGGGCUGUGAUCAGCGUCUUCACCAAGUGGCUGAGACAAGGCUGCACAGGUCAGCUGGAAGAUACAGAGCAGUUUGUCUCUAGAGUGAUCCAAACUGUGGAGCAUGACUUAGACUGGGAAGUCAGACUUGGUGGCUUGGAACUGGUUGAAAUUUUCUGUAGUCAGACAAUUUGCCAACUUGGCCUUUCUAAAUGCCCAUACGUUCCUGCCUUAUCUGCAGUCACUAGUUCCAGUCAUCGGAAUGAGUCACUGCAGGUAUUUUGCCGAACAAAACUGUUCAGCUUUUUAUUUCGGUCUUUGUGUGACUGUGACAAACCAGUAGGUCAGAGAGCCUGUGAUAUACUGCUUGUCUUAAGAGGUAAUUUCUAUCCAGUUAGUACCCUGAAGGAUUCACAAGUGACUGGAGAUUCACCUGCAGGACAUGGCAUUGCCUGGUUACAAAGGACACUAAGGCAGGGUUCUCUGGCCCAGAACUUCCCCACAGAUGAUGGUGAUGGGGUGGAUUUUCAAGAUCCAGAGAGCAUGAUGCUAGCUUUGGGUACAAUAGACUUAGAAGAGCUACAUGAUGAGCUAAAUAAAAGUAGUGACCAUGUGGAAAAAAGCCCUCAGUCCCUCUUACAAGACAUCCUUGCUACCGUGGGGACCAUAGAGGAAAAUGAAGCUGACUGUUACUGA